AAACCUGUAACUGUAAAAUAAAUGGAGUGGAGUUGAAAAUACAUUUCCCUCUUAAAUGUACUGGAGUGUAAGUAUUAAGUAGCAUCAAAUGGAAAUACUCAAGUGAAAUGUAAGUAUACCUCAAAAUUGUAUAUUUCUACCUCCAGGAGAUUCUUUCCAUUAUGAGUAUCAUGUUGAUGAUCAAUGAAAAUAAAUGUCACACACACACGCACACACACAUGGAUAUAUAACCGAGCGGCAGGUGCCAGCAUAACACACUCUGAGCCUUUAGCGCAGGUAUGCAGGUUUGCGUUUACAACCGUCUAAAGUGUGCCACAGUCGGAGUGUGCUGCUGUAGCUGUGAGGGUUCAGUAUUACGGCUGAAGUCCUCUUGGUGACGCUCUGCUGACAUCACUCUGAUAUUCCCCACUCAGCUCUCCGCAUCAGACACACGGAGCUCUUCCGACUCUCUCACACUCCGUCCACACUUUGUUUCCAUUCCGCUCCUCUCGCCCUGGCAAAGACGCACCAUCACACACAAGCUGCCGCGGGCUACCUGUGCGCACUGCGGCCGGCCCCUUCUUCCUGUCAGUGACAGAUUCAAAGGAAGACACAGAGAGAAACUAAACACGGUGCUGCUUGAGGAGAGAGGACAGACGCGCAGAGUCAGGGGGAAAGAGAAGCCGCAACUUGGCUGAUUUCAACCCAGGCGGUCUGAACUGAACUCGAAGUUUCUUGGCUCAUCGGAGAAGGAAUAAUUCGGAGCCCGGCUGCCCCACACAGCGCUGUUGUGGAUAUUUACGUCCACCUUGUCUCCUGUUUAGAAGAAUGGCGAGAGAUUACGCAGCACGCUGUCCGGUCUCUCCGGUGAGAAACGCUUGGCUGGUGGCGGCAGCGAUCCUCCUCGCAGCCCAAGGUAUCGGGGCUCAGAAAGUCCGAGUCGACGAGGAGCUGGAGGCGUAUCCCACAGAGUCUGUUAAACUCACCUGCGAAUUUAUCGAUGGAGGCGGCCGGACCAAACUCACACAGGUGUCUUGGAUAUGGGAACCUAUCGACGGUCAGAGGGAUAACAUCGCUGUAUACCAUCCUAUCUAUGGACACAGCUUCCCCAACCCGUCCUUCAAGGACCGAGUUGUAUUCCUCCACGACAGUCUUCAGAACCCGUCAAUUCGGAUUUCUAACCUGAAAAUGUCCGAUGCCGGCCGGUACACCUGCGAGUACGCCACCUAUCCUUCUGGAAACGAGCAAGGGACGACCACCCUCAUCAUGCUUGCCAAGCCCAGGAACUCAGCCAACGCUGUGACCGUCCAGGCUGGGACCAAGUCGGUGGUGGUGGCCCAGUGCGAGGCAGCGGAAGGCAAACCGGCAGCUACCAUCAAGUGGUUGGCAUCGGUUGGAGGCAACCACUCGACCAGCACCACGAACGGGCCGGACGGCACGGUGACAGUACGCAGCGAGUAUCGGCUGGUUCCCACGCCGGCAGAUAACGACAGGGAGGUGACCUGCAUGGUCGACCAGAGGACACUGGGGCAGCCGUGGGUUAAGACUUUCAAGCUCUCAGUGGAAUACCCCCCCUCUGUAUCCAUAGAGGGUUACGACAACAACUGGUACGUCGGCCGUUCAGACGCCGUGCUGGUCUGCCUCGCCACCGGCAACCCCAAGCCCACCACCUUCACUUGGACUGCGGCGUCUGGUGCUCUACCAGACACGGUGGAGGUUAACGGUGAGAAGUUGACAGUGAAGAAGGUGGACGACGCCGUCAACACUACUUUCAUCUGCGAGGUCAAGAACAAGCACGGGGCCAGCAGGCACCAGAUCACCACCAUCGUCAUCGAAGCCCUGGAGGAUCCGUCCAGUGCCGGCGUCGUGGCGGGUGCCGUGAUCGGCUCCCUCCUGGCCCUACUAUUGGUUGUGGCGCUCAUUGCAGUUCUCCUGACCCGAAGUCGCCGGCAGCAGAGACGUGGCUACCCCAGCAGCGGGGACUCCAUAGCAACUGGCAGCGGGGGCAGCAAUGGAGGAGACUACGGCAACAAAGCCCGCCUGCUCUUCAGCGGGACCAGCAACAGCAGCAGUAAGAACGGGACGGGCGCCAACAACAACGGGCCCAUCUACACAUAUCGUGAGGGCUGCGACGCCACAGGCACUCUAACGGAAAAGGCCAACGACUACCACCACCAUCACCUCCACCACCCCUCAAUCGGCAACCCCCCGUCUGCCCACGACAUCCUCCUUAGUGGCGAUGUAGAUGAAGCCGAGAGGAGGAAGUUCGACCUGGAUGACAGCAUGGAGGAAGAAUACGACCGGUUCGGAGGUGGAAACAUGCUACCUCCAGCUUAUCACGUCCACAGAGGCCAUGGCGGCGAAGAAGAAAUGGACGUGUACCUCGACGACGACAUGGAGUCUCAGAGAGACGGCUCCGUCAUUUCCCGAACUGCCAUUUAUGUCUGAGGGUGGAGGAGGGGAAAGGAAAGGUGAGGGCUGAAAAAGUGAAAGGAGAUGCGGAAAAGGGGAGUUCAAGCCAGCCUUCUUCGACAUCGCCUCCAACAGCUAAACACCUCCCUGCAUCACGUUCAACCUGAUCAAAGAGAUGCCAUUAAUUACAUCCUCUCUGCUUGACACCAACUGUGUAAUUUUCUAAAAAGAGGAUUAAAAGAAAAAUGAUUAAAAAAGGAAACAGAAAGUCAGAAUGAAGUUUUUGUGAAGCUGAUGAAAGAAAACUCGAUGGCAGUGUAGUGGACUGUGGCUGAAUAUGUGACUGUGUGUAAUCGUGGAGGCAGAUUUCAUUCAGUGCCAGCCGAAUAUAACAAAAAAAUACUGCAAACAAAAACCACAGCAACUCUGAUGUGACGCUGCUUCUUGCUACGUUCUUGUUUCUUCAGCUUUGCUAGUGUGUGAUUGUGUUGAGUGACUACAUUGUAUUUUAUACCUUAGCAGAAAUCUGCAAAACCAGGAGCACCAUAACCACUAUUCAGAAAUCGCCUUGCUGUUUCAAAAUAUGUGUAUAAAAAAAAAUCACCAUCAACAUGUUGAACUCUGCACAAAACUGUCCAAACGGCUUCUGUGGAUGUUGCCGCUGUCACUGCAGACUCUUGGGACAGGUCUGAGACUUCACCCGAAUUGUUUUAAACUUAAAAACUUGUCGCAGUGGCAACAAUGAUGGAGUUUCUGUUCAUCGCAGUGACAACUUUUUGGGGGGGGGGUUACAGUGACUCGAGUUCCAGCCCCACCCUGUGACAUCAACUGGUUUCCUGAUGGGUGCUGCUGGAGCGAGGGGCCACUUAACUGAGUAACAUAACAGACUUAACAGUGCGUGCUAAUGUGUGGCUGGCUGUGGUGUUAAUGAUGUGCAUCAUCUAUAUAUUGGGCGCCGUCUCACUAUAGCACAGUUGUUGUUAUUGUUCUUGUUGUAGAUGUUGUUGUUGUUGUUGUUACUGUUGUGUAAUGGUGUUGAUCUCGCUAAGGAAAAGACGCACCGGGAGCCUUGGGGGUUUCACACAGUACCACAUUGGGUCGGUAAUGACUCAUUUAAUGGGUAAAAAAAAUAAAGAUGUGCUUUUUUUAUGUUUCCAGCUCUAUUUUCCCCCUUUUUCCCUUUAAAUCUCUUCUCACCUCCUAUAUUUCCCCUUUCUUUAUUUCCCUUUCCUCUGCCUUUCUUUUUCUCUCUCCAUCUCAUUUCCCUCUGUUCCACAUGCACCAUUUGGGUGUUUUGCUGAUGCUCUGUCCCACACACACAUUACAUCUCUCUCGCUCAUUCUGCUUUCUUUAUUUACAUAAUGGGCGGCUUAGACGAGUGCCGCAAUGGCUGUGUGCAGGGAGAAGGGGAUAACUCGUAUUUAUAUUCUUAUCUGGGUCGCAUUCAACAAGGCAAAAUAUUCACAGGCUUUGUCAGAGGCUGCUGUAUUUCAUGUAUUCAUUUUCCAUGUCCUGCAGAAUGUUCUUAGGCUAUGUACUGGAUUAUUCCAUGUUCUGUAUUCUGAUUGGACAGAAAGACACGGUCUAAGGCGCAUUUCAACAGAGAAAGUGAAACAUGCUUAAUGAAAUCCUAAAUUCCCAAACCUUUGUUUCUUGUACACAGCAAAUCUAAAGGUGACGCUGCAGCUUUUCUUAAAAUAAGUGGGAUUGUUUGUCUUGAACAUCAAGAGAGUUCACUGAAAACUGCAUUCAGGGUUCCCACAGACAUGAAAUUCCUGGAAAAGUUUGGGCAUGGUUUAUGAUUAACAGAUUGCUUUAGAAAAGUUUCGGAAUUCUCAUGGUUUUGGCUAUUGUUUAAAAUAUGUUCAUAAAAAUCCCAAAACAUGUCUAUUUUAUGUAGAAACAUGAUCAGUAUCACAUGAUACAGACAGAUCAGAUCAGCAUCGCAUCAUCACCAAGGCCACGCCCCCUUUUUGGAGGAAAGAAAUGCGCUGUCACAUCUGAAGAGAAACAGGAAAAUGCUGGAAAGCUGUUGCGCAGCAAGUUAAACAACUUCCACUGAGAUCUAGGGAACAUAAGAAAUUGAAUACUCACUGUCACUGUCAGUGUGGUAAAUGAACAAAUGAUGCUAGCGGCACUUGCUACUGUUUGAUGGCUAAUGGACAGUUGCAGUACAGUCAUACACUAUGGCAGCAUCAGACUGUCAUCUUCAAUUAAAUCUUAGCCUGUAGAUCAAACAGUUGGCUAUUAACAGGUUGGUUAUUCACAGACAACACCUUACCUAAUGAUUACUAUUAUCGUGAUCGGGACAUCUAUAAAUGAAAUAUUUGCCCAUUAUGUAGUGAGAGUGUCCAAAAUUAACUUUAAGACUCAUCAGCCAAGGGGACUGGUAGAUGAAAACAUAUUUGUUUUUACCAGCCAAAAUAUUAAAUUUGCUUUUGCGUCACACAUACAUUUGUUUCAGUACAUUUCAUUGUGAUAUAAGAUAUAUGAUGUCACAAACUGGGUCAGUGAAUGUGACAAGAAGGGAGUCCACACAAAAGAUCUACUUAAAACAAGCAGAAUUUAUUAAACCAAAAUUAACUGAGUAUGUAGGUCAGCAAAGUCAGUUAUGAAAGCCAUUCAAGGGUGUGUGUCAGGUGUGCUGUGGAGGUGUUGAAGGUACAAACCAAAAGCAGUGAUUCCCAGUGGAUGUCAGCUGAAGAAAGGGAGCGACUAAGUGAACACAAGCAGCUUUUAUAGCCUGGAAGCCCAUGUGAGCCUAAUCAUGGCAACGACCCUCCCAUGUCAGCCAACUGCCUGAUGAGGCUGGCUGGAUCAUUCUCAAAGACGGUGAGAGGGGCGUCACAAUGUUAAAUACAAGCUGGAAAAAAUGUCCAGAGCAAAAUCUGAAUCCAAAUGAUUUUAACAUAUUGAACAAAUCAUCGGUACAGCCUCAGCAUGUGCAUAAGUUACCUCUGGUAAGCAUGUCUUGUAAGUCAUGUCAACUUUAAGUAUAUAUCUAGGGCUUUUAUUGUGAAAGGUAAGAAUGGAAAAAGUGCGGCUAAGGUCCUGCCAUUGACAAUGAGGGAGGCAAUACAGACUUUUUAUUUUUUUAUUUAAUCUUAACCUUUCUCCCAGGGAGUCCUGGCCACCUUGGUUAAACUACGGGGUCUUCGUGUUAUUUCAAUACCCUCAUAAGUAUGGGUGCUGCAUUAACUAGCAGUUGUGGCAAGUGAGAGUUUAGAGAGUGAGAGCAGAUCAGCUUAUGUCACAUACAGUACACAGUACAGCAAACUAGGGGCGCUUGAGACGGUCAUUUCACAGCACUGUUUAAACAAGGUGUGUUUGUUUCUGUGUGUGGCACAGACAGCACAAUAGCGGUCUAGGAGUAGCAAAACCCAGUAGUGACUGUCGGCAUAAUUUUUCAUUACGUGACUAUUUUGGUACAAACACUUACCUGCCAGUGUUGCGGAUAGCCAUCUGAAAUUUACUCACCAAACGGAGAAUCUACCUGCAUUUGGUGCUUGGCAGGUCUUAAUUUUAGACCCUGCAUGAAGGUGAUCAAUAUUCCAAGGUAUCGCGGACGUGCAGGUUCAAGAAGGGUUGCAAAACUUUUAUUAGACAUGUCCAUAAACAAAUGUUAGUUUAAAGGAAAUGGCCACUUUAGAAUGAAAAUACAGACAGUACUUACUCACCCUCAUGCCGACAAGAAGUCCAGUGUAGUUUUUUUAUCCACAAAACUCGUUCGAAGUAUCGGAGGAUAACAGCUAGCCGGAAUAACAGCUACACUUGAAGUGCAUGGAACCCACAUUUUGAUAAUGUAAUAAAACUCCGCUAAUGCAUUUCAAAAACGUCAGAAUGACUUGUCCGUCGUAAUCCAAGUGCCCUGAAGCCACGGCAUGCAAAUUUGGAUUACGACGGACGAGCCGUUCUGACUUUUUGGAAAUGCAUUAGCGGAGUUUUAGUACAUUUUCAAAAUGAUUUUGGACGUGGGUUCCAUGCACUUAAAGUGUAUGGAAAAAUCGGGCUAGCUGUUAUCCUCCAAUACCCGGAACGAGUUUUGUGGGUUAAAAAACUACACUGGACUUAUCGUCGGCAUGAGGGUCAGUAAGUACUCUCUGUAUUUUCAUUCUAAAGUGGUCAUUUCCUUUAACAAGAAGAAAAUGCACACAAAUUUGUCAAAAUUAUAACACAAACACACGCUAAAUUGCAUCACAACCACGGGACCUUCGUUUAUUUAUCGUUAAAAAAGGGGGGCGUGGCCUUGAAGUUUUGCAAAGCACUGCUACGUGCCAGUCUGAUCUCUUGGCAUAUGCAGCUAGUUGGUUGUGGGAAUGUCAGCAAAUGCUGGCAGUUUGCUUAUCCACAAAUGCUUGGAAAAUGUGUGUGUAAUCAUGCAUGGCUAUGUUGCAAUAUAGGCAUACCCACUUUGUAUUUAGAUAAAGUCAUGGAAAUUAGGUAAAAUAUUAUGAAACAGUUGUGGAAAAGUUUUGAAAUUAUUCUGGUAAAAAUGUGUGGGAACCCUUUGCAUUGGAAGACUGCAAUUUCGAAUUUUCAUGAUUUGGAGACUGAAUGAUUUCUAAUGAAUUAACGGUGGAGAAUGGAUAGCACGAGUUGAGAACUGAGAUGAACACAUUUGCCUUAUUGACUCCCAGCUUUGUUACUCAUCAUGUUUUUUUUUUUGUUUAUUUGUUUUUUUACAAGGGCAGUUUCUCAAUUAACUGUUGAAUUAUAUCACUUGUCUUUUCUUUAACAUUGGGUGGGUUGUUAGGAGACAAAGAGAAGCUCUGGGAAAGAAAUCAUCACAGGCAAACCUCCUCCAAGAUGUAUGAAGAGCCUGUUAGAGUUAGAAAAAAAAGAGAUGUGAGCAAGGCCACAGUAACAGAGAAAUGAAAGAGGAGCAAACUAGACUGGUGCUGCAUGCUUCAGCAGCCAAACUGAGCACACCCUCUGCUUUUCAAGCUCACUAUGUCACAUCACAACCACACUUACUUACUGUAGACAUGAAGUGUUUGAUCGAGUAACUUCGGCGGCUGGAGUCACUUUGCAGGCGAGUGUACUGUGACUAAAAUACAACAGUGUAUUUACACUUUUACAUAAUGUUAGUUCAAGUAAUAUUUAUGAGAAAGGAUCUGAAAAGGGAAUCUUUAAUGAAUGUGAUGAUCUUCAACACUGGGAAGGUCACAUUUAGAGUGGGUAAACAGGCUUGUUGACCCCUAAAUGAUCUCAUACUUGUAUGAGAGUACCUUAGUCUCAUUUCAUUUACUCAUGCCUCAUUAUGAUGUAAGAAUAUUGUGACAAUGAUUAAGAUGCCAUUACUCAAAAUGAAUUCUAACUACUGUUCUGUGGGUUUGAGAUCUAAAAACAGACCCUUUGUCAUAAGAAAGCUGAGAUGUUUCAAAUUUAAAAUGCAAAAGUUGGUUUCAGCUCUACUCCCACCAAGUUCUAAGCAGGUCCCUUGUUGUUAAGUUGUUGUUGAACAUUAUACACUGUGCAAUCUGUUACUCUGUAAAUGAGACAGUUAUAUCUGCUAUGUUACAGUACAUUUCAGUGGAGACAUUCCAUAAUGUUUUGCAGUGUGUUUGGACAGGUUGCCAAUUAAUCUCAAAAGUAAGAAAGAAACAGCCAUACUGUAACUUCUGUUGCCUCACGUGUAGUAAGACUUGUUUAUUGUAUCACUGCAGUACAGUUAAAAUUAAAGUAUUGAAGUGUGUUUUCAACUCCGCUGGGUGCAUGCAUGCUCCAAGAUCCAGACGUUUAAACUCUGCAGAACAAACAAGAAACACGUUAUGCUGGAGUUUCAUCAUUUAGAUAAAAAUAUAUGAUGUAAUGUCUCCAGGUUACAAUUUGAACCCACAAUUUAAAGAUAGUUUAUGUUGUGUUUGAAACACUCCUUGCAUUUCCCAAAUGGAAAAUAUCCUCUUUCCUUACUGGAGUUUAAAAUGUUAAUGAUUUUCACCCCAAAAUAAAAUCCCCGACUUUUUAGAGUUUCAUCUCUCUCCAGCACAUUUACCCUCUAUUUGGCCAUUGUAUGCCUCAGCACAUCUUUUCUCCAGGGGAUUUCUUGCUGCGGCAUAAUUCUAAACAGUGGAGUGUGAUCACAACUUUGGCGCCUAAUUAGUCCCAGAAUCUUGUAGCGUGCAUGUAGCCUUAGUGAGAAAACUCAUCAACAGUCAUAACUUUUGUUUUUGCACAACCCAUUUUCAAUAAAAAAAAAACCUUUCUGAAACAA
Molecule: messenger RNA, 8605 nt
Organism: Epinephelus moara (kelp grouper)
Lineage: Eukaryota; Metazoa; Chordata; Actinopteri; Perciformes; Serranidae
Gene: pvrl2l
Product: PVR cell adhesion molecule related 2 like
Exons: 7
Coding region: 808-2427 (539 amino acids)
Source: RefSeq, a predicted model, not a curated record